GGGUAGUUUGCAAAAAAUAGUUUGCAUGAUAAAACAAUAGAAAAGGAAGCCAUUGGUGAGCCCAAAAACCUUACCCUUCUUUCUCUAACCCAAAGCUUCACCUCUGGCUACCAGCAUCUGUCAUUCUGAGCUGAUUUUGCCUAACAGAUUUUUCUUGAACAUAUAAUGAAGAUUGGAAGCUGUGGUGGCAUUACUAGACCUGGAUUUUUGCUGGUACAUCCAGAUUUACCUAUCCUUAUAUAUCAUAAACAGCAGCUGAAAUCUGUGGCAACUCUUAGGAUUCCUAGUCACCUGAAGAGGAUUGGCUUCAUUACAAAAUUUCGGUGUUCUAUUGCUGAACGAACAUUCACAUCCGGCUCUUUAGAUUCAUCUAUUUCCAAGGCAAGCAAUGUUCGUCUCGGUAAGAAGCAAGGAGGUUCCUCAUCCUUGUAUUCCCAUCCUAGUUUGUUAGAGAUGAAGAAUCAGAAAGUCGCAAAUCGUGCCAGAGUUUAUGAGUUUUUGCGUAGUAUUGACAUUGUUCCUGAUGAACUUGAUGGAUUGGAACUUCCUGUGACGGUUGAGGUUAUGAGGGAACGUGUGGAUUUUCUCCUCCAAUUAGGUCUCACAAUCGAAGACAUAAACAACUAUCCUCUUGUUCUUGGUUGUAGUGUGAAAAAGAACAUGAUUCCUGUCCUUGACUAUCUUGGAAAGCUGGGAGUUAGAAAAUCCUCUUUCACUGAAUUCUUAAGAAGAUACCCACAAGUCCUCCAUGCUAGUGUUGUCGUAGACCUUGCUCCAGUGGUUAAAUAUCUUCAAGGUAUGGAUAUAAAGCCAAAUAAUAUUCCAAGGGUGCUUGAGAGGUACCCAGAACUUCUAGGAUUCAAGCUUGAAGGGACCAUGAGCACAUCAGUGGCUUAUCUGGUUGGAAUUGGGGUGGCAAGGAGAGAAAUAGGAGGUGUUUUAACUAGGUACCCAGAGAUUUUGGGGAUGCGAGUAGGCCGGGUGAUCAAGCCUUUUGUGGAGUAUCUUGAAAGUUUAGGUAUACCGAGACUAGCAGUAGCCAGAUUGAUAGAGAAGCGACCACACAUCCUUGGAUUUGGUUUAGAGGACUCGGUUAAACCAAAUGUUGAAUCCCUUCUAGAGUUCAAUGUAAGAGAAGUCUCACUUCCUUCAGUGAUAGCACAAUAUCCUGAGAUUAUAGGAAUUGACCUGAAGUUAAAGCUUCAGAGUCAAUGGAGUUUACUUCAUUCUGUUAUUGAGUUGAGUUCAGAAGAGUUUGCCAGAAUUGUGGAGAAGAUGCCACAGGUCGUCAGCCUUAGUAGAAUACCUAUAGUUAAGCAUGUGGACUUCCUUAAGGAUUGUGGUUUCUCCUUACAACAGGUAAGGGAGAUGGUUGUGGGAUGUCCUCAGUUGCUUGCUUUGAAUAUUGACAUUAUGAAACUUAGCUUUGAUUACUUUAAAAUGGAGAUGGAAAGACCUUUGGAUGACUUGGUUACUUUCCCAGCAUUCUUUACAUAUGCUCUUGAGUCCACUAUAAAGCCAAGACAUAAAAGAAUUUCAAAGAAGGGGCUGAAAUGUUCACUUUCUUGGCUUCUUAAUUGUUCUGAUGAGAAGUUUGAACAAAGAAUGGACUAUGAGACCAUUGACAUGGAGGAGAUGGAAAUGCCAUCAUUUGACAUGAAUACUCUCAUAGAACCAAGGAGUGAGGAGUCUGACUCGGACUAUGAGGAGGACAGUGAAGAUGAGCACAUAUAAGAACGAGUCAUCAUUAGGUGGUGGUCUGCUUUGGAGAAGAAUCUUGGCUUAGUGAAAUCAGAGUUUCAUGUAGAGUUGGUGUACUUUUAGAGGUUUUUAUCUGAGCAAAGAGAUUGGAUCCAGUAAACUUGAAUAUUCUCCAACGUAUGACUAAGAUAUACUAGGACAAAGUAAUGCUGAUUUUGCUUUUGCAAUUCAUUGUUCUUGUAAUGAACAAGGUUUAGGAGAAUAAUAAGUUUAGUUUGCCUUGGGAUAACUUCUGUGGUUAGCACGACCUAUUGUGGGUAGCUGGAUUUGUAUGAUAAUCUGCAGUUCUGGACCUUGGUGGAAUGAGGAUUGAGAAUACAUGUGCUGCUUUUGGUGGCAUUCAGAUCUGUAAGUAAAUUUGAAGGAAUUUUGAUAUAUACAGAUAGAUAUAAUAGUAUCCACCCAAUUUGUGACUAGUUGACUUCCUGCCCCUCUUUCCCUGUAUUAUUACGUUUUCCACCAGGAAUGGUUGGAACUUCUACGUAAAUAAACAUUUUCAAAUUUGUAAUUCAAAAUUUUGAAGAUUCCUCUA
This is a messenger RNA of Jatropha curcas, 2293 nucleotides long. RefSeq names its product Mitochondrial transcription termination factor family protein (gene BSM). Lineage: Eukaryota; Viridiplantae; Streptophyta; Magnoliopsida; Malpighiales; Euphorbiaceae. The record is from RefSeq and is a predicted model, not a curated record. Gene Ontology annotation, molecular function: double-stranded DNA binding. Gene Ontology annotation, biological process: regulation of DNA-templated transcription; developmental process.